Molecule: messenger RNA, 3811 nt
Organism: Sarcophilus harrisii (Tasmanian devil)
Lineage: Eukaryota; Metazoa; Chordata; Mammalia; Dasyuromorphia; Dasyuridae
Gene: CFAP58
Product: cilia and flagella associated protein 58
Exons: 18
Coding region: 68-2872 (934 amino acids)
Cellular component (GO): cytoskeleton
Source: RefSeq, a predicted model, not a curated record
GUUCUAGAAUGCAGGGCUCUUUAAUUUUUGACUGGUGUGUUUUCUAGAGCAUUAGUCAUCCUUUUUCAUGCCUGGGCCAGCAGAUAGACGCUUUCCAUUAGAUGGGGAAGAGAAGCCAGGGGGCAAAAAUCGUAAGAAAAAUAUCUCUUCUGGGGCUGCUAGAGCUGUCACUUCAAAAGAUGGAGGCAAAUCCACGGAAGCCAAAAAAGCUUCUAAUGUCACCCGGAAAACUGGCUCCUCAUCAGAUCCUGAAUCUAGGGAAAAAUUUGAAAAGUCACAACUGGAAGAAAAUGCUUUUGAAGAAUUGGAAAAGGAGUUCCAAGAUGUCAUCAAUGAACUUUCAGGAGAUAAAAGUCUGGAGAGAUUCAGGAUGGAAUAUGAGAAGCUUCAUGUUGUUAUGAAAAAGUCCUAUGAAAAUGAAAAGCGUUUGAUGGCAAAAUGUAGAGAGCUAAAUGCAGAAAUUGUUGUUAAUUCUGCUAAGGUAGCCACUGCUCUGAAACUGUCCCAAGAUGACCAGACAACCAUUGCAUCACUCAAAAAGGAAAUAGAAAAGGCUUGGAAAAUGGUGGAUUCUGCCUAUGAUAAAGAACAGAAGGCAAAGGAAACCAUUCUGGCACUGAAAGAGGAAAUAGUGAAUCUGAGUAAACUAGUAGAACAAGGAUCCGGAUUAUCACUGGGCCAAAGUAACAACAUCAGAGAUUUACUGAAAUAUAAGGAAGAAAUAACAAGGGAACGAGACCAGCUCUUGGCAGAAGUGGUGAAAUUAAGAGAGACUUUAACUUCGGUCACGGAGCAGCAUCAAAAAACCGAGAGAUUAAAAGAGGAAGCUGAGCAUACCAUCUCUCAGUUCCAACAAGAAAUCCAGCUUCGUCAGAAUGAAGCUUCCAGGGAAACCAGGAAGAAGGAGAAAAUGGAGAAAGAACUCAAACAGGUUCAGAAUGACAUGGAUGGAAAACAGAGUGAAAUAAAAACACUCCAGCAGCUUGUGCAGAAGAGUAAAGAAGAGAUCCAAAAAUUUGAACAACAGCUCAAAGAGCAGAAGAUCCUGAAUGAACGAGCUGCCAAGGAGCUGGAACAGUUUCAGAUGAGGAACACUAAGCUUCAGCAGGAGAAUGAGCAACACGUCCUGGCUUGUGAACAGAUAAGCCAGGAGAACCAGCAGAAGACGCUGGAACUGAAAGCUAAAGAGGAGGAAAUCCAUCAGAUGCGACUUGACAUUGCAAGACUUAACAAAAUGAGAGAGGUAAUACAUAAAAAACUGCACCAAGCUGAAGAUCAAAAGGCAGAAGUGGAACAGACCAAAGAAAUUCUCAAAAAUCAGAUUUGUGGAUUAGAGAAAGAGCUGGAGAUUACAAAAAAGCAAGGAGAACUUGAUAAAAAGGCUAUGGAUGAGCUUCUGAGAGAGAGAGACAUAUUAAAUAAGAACCUGCUGAAGGCUGUCAACGCCACUCAGAAACAGGUAGACUUAGUAAAACUUCAUGAACAAAACAAAAGGAACCUGGAAGAAGAAAUCCAGAACUACAAAGAUGAGGCUCAGAAACAAAGAAAGAUCAUCUUCCAACUGGAAAAGGAGAGAGAUCGUUACAUUAAUGAAGCUAGUGACCUCACUCAAAAGGUCCUUGCAAGCAUGGAAGACAUCAAGAUCCGUGAGAUGCAGCUUUUUGACUACAGGAAAAAAAUAGCAGAGUCAGAGACUAAGUUAAAACAACAGCAGAACCUGUAUGAAGCCGUAAGAUCAGAUAGGAACCUGUAUAGCAAAAAUCUGAUUGAAGCUCAGGAUGAGAUUACAGAAAUGAAGAGGAAGUUGAAGAUUAUGACUCAUCAAGUAGAUCAGUUGAAAGAAGAAAUAUCUUCCAAAGAAGCAGCUCUUGUGAAAUUACAUCUGGAACACCAGCGAAUAGAGAAGGAGAAGGAAACUCUGAAGGCUGAACUGCAGAAACUGAGACAACAAGCCCUUGAGACGAAACACUUUAUUGAAAAACAAGAAGCCGAGGAGAGAAAACUCCUGAGAAUAAUCACUGAGGCUGAUGCUGAGAGAUUGAGGCAGAAGAAGGAGCUGGAGCAGGUCAUAAGUGAGCGAGAUAUUUUGGGAUCUCAGCUGGUGAGGCGGAAUGAUGAGCUUGCUUUGCUCUAUGAGAAGAUCAAAAUCCAGCAGUCUGUACUGAACAAAGGAGAAAAUCAGUACAACCAAAGAAUAGAAGACAUGCGCAUUCUCAAACUGGAGAUCAAGAAACUGAGAAGGGAAAAGGGCAUUCUUGCCAAAAGUGUGGCAAAUGUGGAAGAACUCAGGCAGGAGCUUUUUCACAUGCAAAGAGAAUUCUUAAAGGAAAGGACCCGCUGCCGAGCCCUGGAGGAAGAACUGGAGAACCCCAUGAAUAUACACAGAUGGAGAAGACUGGAGGCCAGUGACCCCAGUACUUUUGAACUGAUACAGAAGAUCCACACGCUGCAGAAACGCCUCAUCAGCAAGACUGAAGAAGUAGUAGAAAAGGAGCUACUCCUUCAGGAAAAGGAGAAGCUGUAUGUGGAACUGAAGCACAUCUUAGCUCGGCAACCUGGGCCUGAAGCAGCUGAGCAACUGCAACUCUAUAGGCACACGUUAAGAGAGAAAACCAAACAACUGAAAGUUUUGUCUUCAGAACUGAAUAUGUAUGAGUCACAGAGCCAAGAGUACAAGUACGAGAUUGAGCGACUUGCCAAUGAACUUCUUAGUGUGAAGAAGAAAUACCUUACUCAGAAACGCAAGGAACAAAAUCAAAAGAAUAAGGACAGCCUCGCCAUUAUAGAAAAUACCUAUCCAACGCCCAGACCUGGCCCUCGAUAUACUGGUGGAGGAUUCCCCAUCAAUAAGACAACCAAAGCAGUAGCUUAAAAUCUGGAACAAUUAGCAGUACCCAAUUGAUUAAUCAAUUACAUUUGCUCAGAAUUGUUUGGAAGGCAUGUUUUCUAUGUCACAUGGAUGAGGAAUUUCCACUCAAUUCAAUACUUGGAUUCCAGGAAGCAAAAUGAAAUAAUACUCAAUAAGAAUCAGCAGAGUUGCAGACAUUUAACAAAGAUGAAGUUUGCGUUGAUCUGUGUGGAUAUAAACAGAUUGUACUUAGAUCUAUUCGGUUAAGCUGUUUGAGCCAAAUCUUUGGCUGUUACAUCUGAUUGACUUGAAAUGUACCAAACCUAGACACUCCACGUGGAAAAACUUUGGAGUUUAAUUUUUGUUUUUAGAUAAUAUGAUACUUUUGAUGUUUUGUAUUUUUAGAAAUGUUUUUGAAAUCUAGUGCAUAUUCUCCAGCCUUCUAAAUAAAAAGCUACUUUUUUAUCCUCUGUUAACAAGUCAAAAGACAAAGUAAUUGCAUGAGAUGCUGAAGAAAGUGGAACUCUCAAUCUUUUAAAAAUGAGUAUUUUGAAAAUGAUUUCUAUAUGGAAGCUAUCUUCAGGCCUGAGGGAAGAAAACUAUUCCAAAGAGACGUGCUAACAAUGUAUUAUUUUUAAAAAUCACAACAAAUACAAAAUAUUUUUAGAGAUUUUGAUAUUUGCUUUGUUAGAAUAUAUAAUAGUGAAGCCAAUGUAUGAAAACUUCAGAAUAAGGACUUAAUUUAGGGAACCAGUAAAAAUAUGGUAGAGAGCUGUUUUACCCCUUAUUCUAGGAGUCUGAGGUAUGGCUUCCAAUGCAUGUUUUCUCUUUGAUUUAAUAGCUAUUUGGGCUUCAUCUCAGAGUUCUCUCUCAUUAAGAGAAUGAUCUGCUCCUUCAGUAAUAGUAUUUGAAGGCACUGAUUUAUCUUUUUGGGCUUCCUUUUCUCUCUCUCUCUCUCUCUCU